UCCCUUUCAUCAGCGGAGGGAAAAAGAAUCAAAGGAUGAGCUCAAUCUCCACCUCACACCUCCCUUCUCCUUUCAAACUAGUAGAUUUAUCGGCAGAGAAGAAGAUUCCCACAUCAAAACUUCCACAAAAAACUGUUUUGAAGCUUUUCGACUCAAAAUCCAUCACUUCUUUGCAAUAUCUCGUCCAAGUUCAUGGCCUUGUAUUGCGUAGUGGUCAUUUCCAAGACCAUUACGUCUCUGGGGCGUUGCUGAAGUGUUAUGCAAAUCCCCAUUUCAGCAAUUUUGACUUUGCUUUGAAGGUAUUCUCCUCAAUCCCAAAUCCCAACGUUUUCAUUUGGAACAUUGUGAUUAAAGGGUGUUUAGAGAACAACAAACUGUUUAAAGCUAUUUACUUCUAUGGUAGGAUGGUUAUUGAUGCUAGGCCCAAUAAAUUCACAUACCCAACUUUGUUUAAAGCUUGUUCUGUGGCACAAGCUGUUCAAGAAGGGAGGCAAAUUCAUGGUCAUGUGGUGAAACAUGGGAUUGGUAGUGACAUGCAUAUCAAAAGUGCCGGAAUUCAAAUGUAUGCCUCUUUUGGUAGAUUAGAGGAUGCAAGGAAACUGUUUUACUCUGGGGAAUCCGAUGUUGUCUGUUGGAAUACAAUGAUUGAUGGGUACCUGAAAUGUGGGGAUCUCGAAGCUGCUAAAGGGUUGUUUGCUCAAAUGCCAGUAAGAAAUAUUGGCUCAUGGAAUGUGAUGAUCAAUGGUUUAGCUAAGGGUGGGAAGUUGGGAGAUGCUAGGAAGUUGUUUGAUGAAAUGAGUGAAAGAGAUGAAAUUUCUUGGAGUUCUAUGGUAGAUGGUUACAUAUCAGCAGGUUGUUACAAGGAAGCAUUAGAGAUAUUCCAGCAAAUGCAAAGAGAGGAGACCAGGCCUGGAAGGUUCAUUUUGUCUAGUGUUCUAGCUGCUUGUUCAAAUAUUGGAGCCAUUGAUCAAGGGAGAUGGGUUCAUGCUUAUCUCAAGAGGAACUCCAUUAAAUUGGAUGCAGUGUUGGGGACUGCCUUAUUGGAUAUGUAUGCAAAAUGUGGUAGGCUGGACAUGGGAUGGGAGGUAUUUGAAGAAAUGAAAGAAAGAGAGAUCUUCACUUGGAAUGCCAUGAUUGGUGGGCUUGCUAUACAUGGAAGAGCAGAGGAUGCACUUGAGCUUUUCUCUAAGAUGCAGGAGGGGAGGAUGAAACCAAAUGGAGUCACGCUGGUUGGCGUCCUUACUGCUUGUGCUCAUGCAGGUUUUGUUGACAAAGGCCUGAGAAUUUUCCAAACGAUGAGAGAGUUUUAUGGCGUUGAUCCUGAACUGGAACAUUAUGGAUGCAUGGUUGAUUUGCUAGGGAGGUCAGGGUUGUUUUCUGAAGCAGAGGAUUUGAUAAACUCAAUGCCCAUGAAACCCAAUGCAGCUGUUUGGGGAGCGCUCUUGGGUGCCUGCAGGAUUCAUGGAAAUUUCAAUUUGGCUGAAAGAGUGGGGAAGAUUUUGCUCGAAUUAGAGCCACAGAACAGUGGCCGGUAUGUGUUACUGUCAAAUAUAUAUGCAAAAGUAGGUAGGUUUGAUGAUGUUGCUAAAAUAAGAAAGUUGAUGAAGGAUAGGGGAAUAAAAACAUUGCCUGGUGUCAGCACGGUUGAUUUAAAUGGUACAGUUCAUGAAUUCAAAAUGGGCGACGGAUCACAUCUGCAAAUGAAAGAAAUUUAUAGGAAGCUAAAAAUAAUAAAAGAGAGGCUACAGAUGGCAGGACAUUCACCUGAUACAUCUCAAGUUUUAUUUGAUAUUGAGGAGGAAGAGAAGGAAACUGCAGUUCAGUACCACAGUGAAAAGCUUGCAAUUGCUUUUGGAUUGAUUAAUACCUUGCCAGGUGAACGCAUACACAUAGUGAAGAACUUGAGGGUUUGUGACGAUUGUCAUUCAGCUACAAAGCUUAUCUCUCAAAUUUAUGAUCGAGAAAUAAUUGUGAGGGACCGUGUUCGUUAUCACCAUUUCAAAAAUGGAACUUGUUCGUGUAAAGAUUUUUGGUGAUCUAUGCUCCUCAAAAAGUGUACAUACUCGAUAUAUUGAGAAAGCAUCUUAAGCAACGGAAGGCUAUAAUUGACAACUAAAAAUGAGAACCUAGUCAAGAUCAGUCGAAUAUAGGAAACCCGUGCAAUCAAGCUCUGAAUGAUAAGGAGUUAUCCAGUUGACGGUUCAAAAUUUCCGAAGUACUUAAGGCUCAUUAGAGACAAGGGCGUUGUACUAUACGUGCUCAUAAGUAUGGAGUGAAUGCUGUUUAUGAACUUUAGAGAUAGGGAAAUACAACAUGCUUCUUCUGCUCCUUCUCUUGUCCACUAGGCCCUUAUCUCUCCAUUCCAAAGCAAAGAGAAGGUGAAGGCUUUCCAGGUUGCAACUAACUUUUACUAUGUUAAUCUUCAUUACUGUAUCAAUUAACUGAAGGUUUGCUGCCUAUGUUGCUAGGCCAUGUUUACCAGAGGCCUUUUCAUUUUUCAGGUUGAUUCGUUUGGCUUCAGCACAUAGUUGCACCAUUUACAAUCCCAACUUCGUUUAAUUUCAUCUCCUCGUGAACAAAUCGUCUUUCAAUGCAUGGUACAACACAACAGGAAGUAGAAAGAAGCACCAAUUCAGCUUUCAUCAACCUGUAAUUCACAACUACAUCCUAAAAUAAAGGAAGUACCAUACCUGUAAAUUGUAAUGUCAAAUCAAUGCAAAAGUUUCUUCAUCUAUUAAAUACCCCUUCUUUUUCCUCUUGUAAUAUCAUUAUAGUCAUAAAUUUAUAUACAUUUCUAAUGGGUUUAACAGGUUCUUCCAGUGUAACUAAUUCAGUUUACUCUCA
Messenger RNA from Cucumis melo (muskmelon), 2844 nucleotides. RefSeq names its product pentatricopeptide repeat-containing protein At5g48910-like. The transcript is spliced from 2 exons. Gene Ontology annotation, biological process: RNA modification. Lineage: Eukaryota; Viridiplantae; Streptophyta; Magnoliopsida; Cucurbitales; Cucurbitaceae. The record is from RefSeq and is a predicted model, not a curated record. The coding region runs from base 36 to 2036 and encodes 666 amino acids. Gene Ontology annotation, molecular function: protein binding; RNA binding; zinc ion binding.